AUGGCCGCGCAGAUGCUCCGCCGGUGGAACAGCUUCUACGGCGCCUUCGACCCCGUGGACGCCGCCAUCGAGGCCGCCGACCCAGACCAAUUUUCCCGCCACGUGUUCCAGCGCGCGAGGGGGGGCCUGCUGGUAGGGCUCUGCAACGCCGCCGACGACGACCAGGCGGAGCGUAUCUGCGGGUUUCUCGACGACCUCAUGGCAGAGUCUCUCGAGACGCUCAGGGUGGUUCCAUCAACGCCGGGGGUGCCCAUCUCCACGGAGUUCGCCGAGUCUGUGCGCGCGCUGCGGGAGCACGACUCGGAGCGCGUCCGCCUCCUCGCGCGGGGCAUCGUCAGCAGGUGGGAGGCCUCCGUCGAGGACGACGUCGCCAAGGUCACACUCACACCAGCCAAGAAGAAGCUGCCGCAGCCCAAGGCGACCGUCGGCAAGCAGCAGGAUGUCUCCGACGCGAAGACGAAGCGGCCUCACAAAAUCUUCGGCGAGCCUUUGGCCAAGAAGACGGCGGAAAUCAUCAAAAAGGCGUCCGAUCCUGCCGCCGGCUUUGUCGACGGUGACCGUGCCCAGCUCUGCUCGGAGGAGAAGAUGGAAGCCGCGAAGCGCAAGCUCCGCCAAGGUUACCAGGAAGCAGCGGACGCCAAACGGCGGCGCAAGACGCAGUUGGUGCAGGCACCCAAGAUGAUGCAGCCGGCGUCUCAGAUGCAGCCGAUCAGGAGGUGCACUAGCUCCAUGGUCAAGAAGACCUUCGCGGUCAGGACGCAGCUUCAGGUGUAG
This is a messenger RNA of Triticum turgidum subsp. durum (durum wheat), 774 nucleotides long. Lineage: Eukaryota; Viridiplantae; Streptophyta; Magnoliopsida; Poales; Poaceae. The record is from the annotation of a GenBank genome assembly.